Messenger RNA from Schistosoma curassoni, 1065 nucleotides. Lineage: Eukaryota; Metazoa; Platyhelminthes; Trematoda; Strigeidida; Schistosomatidae. The record is from the annotation of a GenBank genome assembly.
AUGCAAGAAUUGAAUGACUUAAAGUUUUUAACAAAUCCAAACUAUUUUCACUGUUUAAGCGAUUUAAACAAAUUAGACAAUUAUUAUCAAAUGAACAAUAGCAGUGUAUUUAAUGUUAAUAAACAUAAUCAAGCUAAUGAAGACAUACCUGUGACCAUAUUUCCAUCUAAAUACAUUAAUUCAGAUGAAUUUUUCAAAGAAACAUUAAAACUUGGUCAAUCCUCAUCAGAGUUAACUCCGUCUGAGUCCAUUCAAACUUACUUAAUGAAUACAGCUCUAUGGAAUGCAUUAAAUUUAGAUCAAUUUAAACAACAAUGUUAUAAUCCAAAUGAACAUACACUGAAUGAAAAAAACUUAUCUCAACAGAUGAAUAUCGAUACAGUUAAAGACUUUACAAACUAUAAUUUUGAAAAACGUAGGAAAUUAAAUGAGCAUUAUCCAUCUUCUAGUCUUAAUUCUUAUUAUUUGGAUUCAAAUUAUGAUAAUAAAACUGAAUAUCAGUUAGAAAAACGGAUACAUCAAACAGUUCAUGAUCAGUAUGAAAAUCAACCAUUGAAUAAUAUAAAUAAUUAUACUGGUAAAUAUAUGAGCAACUCACAAGUAAACAAUAGUACCAAUAGUGAUACUUUGGAGAAAUAUCAAUCGGUAUCAAUACAAAAAAUGACUGAUGGAGAAAUCAUCAGUCAAUUUAUUUGUCCAGUAUGUCAAAAUGAAAUCAAACCUGAUGAUUUAGAAAGCCAUUUCAAAUUUGAAUUGGAAAAAAUGCAAAAUUUCACGAUCAAUUUACCGAUAGAACAAAUAUCUUCAGAUAAAUUAGAGUCACCUAAAUAUUCUCAGUCUAAAAUUGAUAAAAUAAACAGUGAUUCAAGAUUUGAAAUAUUUAAGAAAGUUGAAAGAAAUAGAAAAGAAAGGAAAGAGAAAUAUUUCAAGCAUCCUUUUUUAUUAAAUCCAUAUACAGUGCAAAAUGAAAUGUCAAAAUAAUUACAAAGAAUCCUAACAAGAGCUCUUUAGUAAUGAAGAUAUGAUUUGGUAAUCAAUCCUAACUUCACAACAAUACAUUAUGAG